AUGGUGUCCAUACCAAGUGGCGCGUUUAUCGAAAACUGCCCGGGACCGUCGACCUCCAAGGACCCUCUGAAUUUGAGUGUGACGGCCUUGCCGGAAGCUGCCACCAAGAACGGUAGCUUGUCUCUAAUGACCAGUGACGAAGAAGACGACAGUCAGGAGGGGGACGGCGAUUACGAUGACGGAUCGACAUCAGAAGAGGAGACCUUGGAUAAGUUCUCGAAGUUACACGUUCACACCGAAGUCGCCAAACAAUCUGCGGCCAUGGAAGAAGAUCCGUUCCCGAUGCCCAUCAAAGCUGAGAAAACCCCACCUCGAGCUACACCACAACCGGAGAACGACGCGCUGACCUACGUUAACAUGUGGAAGAACAAGUUCCUUCAUCAGCUAGAGCAGACCAAGGAGCUUUCUAACAGCUGA
Molecule: messenger RNA, 417 nt
Organism: Culex quinquefasciatus (southern house mosquito)
Lineage: Eukaryota; Metazoa; Arthropoda; Insecta; Diptera; Culicidae
Exons: 3
Coding region: 1-417 (138 amino acids)
Source: RefSeq, a predicted model, not a curated record